Onychomys torridus (southern grasshopper mouse) is the source of this 1521-nucleotide messenger RNA. It is a transcript of the gene Mzt1, whose product is annotated as mitotic spindle organizing protein 1. The transcript has 3 exons. Gene Ontology annotation, biological process: gamma-tubulin complex localization; mitotic spindle assembly; microtubule nucleation by interphase microtubule organizing center. The record is from RefSeq and is a predicted model, not a curated record. Lineage: Eukaryota; Metazoa; Chordata; Mammalia; Rodentia; Cricetidae. Gene Ontology annotation, cellular component: centrosome; gamma-tubulin ring complex; spindle. Bases 133 to 369 code for a protein of 78 amino acids.
CUUGCCCGGCGUGGGCGGGGCUUGGCCGGCGGGAGCGCCGCCGCGCGGUGGGAGCGCGGGCCGGAGGGGCGGGCGCUGCGUUUCCGGGUCAGGCCCUCCUCCCUUACCGGCCCGGGCUUGUUCUUCUCCUCCAUGGCUAGCGGCGGCGGCGCGGGCGCGGCGGCCUCGGCCAACCUCAACGCCGUGAGGGAGACCAUGGACGUUCUACUUGAGAUUUCAAGAAUUUUGAAUACUGGUUUAGAUAUGGAAACGCUGUCUAUUUGUGUACGACUUUGUGAACAAGGAAUCAACCCGGAAGCCUUAUCGUCUGUUAUUAAGGAGCUUCGCAAGGGCACUGAAGCACUGAAGGCUGCUGAAAAUACAAGCUGACUUCCGGAAAUCCUGAACACAUACAUCAAGCUCUGAAAGAAAAUUUGAAGAUUGCAUUGUAGUCAAGAUGUACAAUGAUAUUACUGCUUGCUGCGUAGAAAAUGUUUUCUUUUUAAAAGAAUUAUAAAACCAUGGCUGUGUGAGUCAGUGGGGAGUGGUUUAAGGGAGACCUAGCAGGCAUGUUUACAUCACAGCCAUCUUGUUAAUGGCCCCAAUUCCAUGGCACUGCUGUGCUCUUAUUUACGUAUUCCUUAUUUAUAGCUCUGCUAGCUGUAAUUUUCUAAACAGUGUCUCUCAGAGUACACAGUUGCUGCGCCUCGUUGACGUUAGUGGAACACAUCAGAGGGAUGAAUAGUAGUUAUGACUUGUUGACAUUUCCAUUAGAAACCUUAAUUUUGAAUUGUUUAUGCAUAAUAACUGGCUAUAUGUUCCGCUGGGCUGAAAGUUGAUGGGAUUUCAGCUGCCAUUUGUGAAUUUUGCCUUUUUUUUGUAUUUCACAACUUGUUUUUUUUUUCUAAAACAAAAAACAAAAAAGAAUCAAAGGCAUAUCUUCUAAUCAUAUCUUUAACAAAAUAUUUAGAUUUUUAAGCAGUCUUUUGGCAGUUGAAAGUAUUGACUAAAACUUAGAACUUUUAGAAACUUAAGAUUUUAAAAAUAAUGCCAGGACUUGGCUUAGCAUUAUUUGUAGUUUUGAACCAUUUAAACCUAAUGAGAGUAGCUGAGAAUGCUUUUCUUUCUAAAUUUUAUACCCAAAUAAAGGCCUACAUAAUAAUGUAUAAAGUGAAAACAGCAAACACACAAAGUUCAUUUUUAAUUUUAUUGUCUAAAAAUAAUAGGAAUGCUAACUAUUUAACCCUGAGUGGCUGUUUAAUCAGUACAUAGGUGGUGUAUUUCAACAAAUUGAUUCAUAAUACUUUCUGAAGUAGAAUUUCUACUUGUUAAAAAAACUAAUGAAAUGUGUACUAGUAAUUUUAAGUAUGACUUUGCAGAAAAAAAAUUGUGUCAUUAUUUUUACCAUUAAAGCUUAAACUCAUGAAAAUGAUGGUUCAAAAAUAAAUUUUAAAAAAUUUAUGAUGGUAUUAGUUCUGUUCCUGUUACAGAAUCUUUUUGUUUAUUUGUUUGUUUUUUGAGACAGGGUUUCUCUGUGUAGCU